UGUGGAAAGAGCUUCACUCAAAGUGGUGACCUUUCCUCGCAUCAAAGAACUCAUACAGGGGAGAAACCGUAUACAUGUUCCGAGUGUGGAAAGUGCUUCAGUCGAAGUAGUGGCCUUCUCUCACAUCAAAGAACUCAUACAGGAGAGAAACGUUAUAAAUGUUCAGAGUGUGGAAGGGGCUUCAGUCACAGUGGUCACCUUACUAGCCACCUAAGAACUCAUACAGGGGAGAAACCGUAUACAUGUUCAGAGUGUGGAAGGAGCUUCAGUAAGAAUUGUAGCCUUACAUCGCAUAAAAGAUCUCAUACAGGAGAGAAACCCUAUACAUGUUUGGAGUGUGGAAGGAGCUUUGGCUACAGUUCCCGGCUUACCAUGCAUCAACGAAUUCAUACAGGGGAGAAACCGCAUACAUGUUCUGAGUGUGGAAAGAGCUUCUCUCAGAUCAGUGGUCUUAUUCAACAUCAACGGACUCAUCGAGGCAGCAAACCUUAUAAAUGCUGGGAAUGUGGCAAGAGUUUCUGUCAACUCGGCUCCCUUUCCCGGCAUGAAAGAAUUCAUACAGGGGAGAAACGAUACACAUGUUUGGAGUGUGGAAAGAGCUUCAGCCACAGUUGGGAGCUUACCGUGCAUCAAAGAGUGCACACAGGAGAGAGACCUUAUAAAUGCUUGGAGUGUGGCAAGAGCUUCAGUCGCAGCAGCUCUCUUACAUUACAUCAAAGAACUCACACAGGAGAAAAACCGUAUACAUGUUCGGAGUGUGGAAAAAGCUUCAGUUGGAUGCGUUUGCUCAGGCUCGCUACAGGAGUCGGCAACCUCCAGCCCAUGGGCCGGAUCCAGCCCACAAAGACUGUUUUAGCGCAGCUACUGGAAAUUGCAUCUGCAGGGGUCGGCAAGGCUUACCGGCCAUGGACCGGAUCUGUCCCACGGAGAUUGUUUGUGGGCCGGACUGGCACAGCGCAGAUCCACUACCAGGAGGCCAAGGGACCCCGAGAGGUUUCCAGUCAACUCCACCACCUCUGCCAUCAGUGGCUGAAGCCCAAGAAACACACCAAGGUUCAGAUCCUGGAUUUAGUGAUCCUGGAGCAGUUCCUGGCUGUCCUCCCCCCGGAGAUGGAGAACUGGGCCAACUUGGGCAGGGCAAGGUUCUGGAACAAGUGGUCGCAGACCAGAUCCAAGGGCUUUUGGAAGAACCUGAUUUUCUGCAUCCAUUUCAGAGAUGCUGAAGGGAUGCUGGCAGAAGGAGAACAAUCAGAAGUGUCACCACAAAGAGCCAAAGAGGAGGAAGAGCAAAGGAAGCUGAGAGUUCAAGAUGGAGGCUGCAGGCGAGCGGGAAGACGAAAGCAGAACCCGGAGGGUGAUUCUGGUACAUCUCAGGGUGGUAAAAAUCAAAUUCACAGAGAGGAGAAAAAGCAUGAAUGUACAGUGUGUGGAAAGAGAUUGGGUAGUCGCUCAACUCUUACUUCACAUCAAAGAGUGCACACAGGGGAGAAACCGUAUACAUGUACAGUGUGUGGAAAGAGCUUCAGUGACAGUAGUUCCCAUAGUAGACACCGAAGAACUCAUACAGGGGAGCAACCUUAUACAUGUUCCGUGUGUGGAAAGAGCUUCAGUCAUAGUCACAGCCUUACGUCGCAUCAACGAACUCAUACAGGGGAGAAACCGUAUACAUGUUCCGAGUGUGGAAAGAGAUUCAGUCAGUGUGGCCAGCUUACCAGGCAUCAAAGAACUCAUACAGGGGAGAAACCGUAUACAUGUUCAGAGUGUGGAAAGAGCUUCACUGAAAGUGGUGGCCUUACCUUGCAUCAAAGAACUCAUAAAGGGGAGAAAUUUUAUACAUGUUCAGAGUGUGGAAAGUGCUUCAGUCGAGGUAGUGGCCUUACCUCGCAUCAAAGAACUCAUACAGGAGAGAAACUUUAUAAAUGUUUUGAAUGUCAAAAGAGCUUCAGUCAGAGUAGUACCCUUAUCUUGCAUCUACGAACUCAUACAGGGGAGAGACCUUAUACAUGUUCAGUGUGUGGAAGGAGCUUCAGUCACAGUGGUACCCUUACCUUGCAUAAAAGAUCUCAUACAGGGGAGAAACCGUAUACAUGUUCCGAGUGUGGAAAGAGCUUCAGUAAGAAUUGUAGCCUUACGUUGCAUAAAAGAUCUCAUACAGGAGAGAAACCCUAUACAUGUUUGGAGUGUGGAAGGAGCUUCAGUCACAAUAAGGCCCUUAAGUUGCAUCAACGAAUUCAUACAGGGGAGAAACCGCAUACAUGUUUUGAGUGUGGAAAGAGCUUCACUUACAGCAGUACACUUAAUAAACAUCAACAGACUCAUCGAGGCAGCAAACCUUAUAAAUGCUGGGAAUGUGGCAAGAGUUUCUCUCAACUUGGCUCCCUUUCCCGGCAUCAAAGAAUUCAUACAGGGGAGAAACCGUAUACCUGUUUGGAGUGUGGAAAGAGCUUCAGCCACAGUUGGGAGCUUACCGUGCAUCAAAGAGUGCACACAGGAGAGAAACCUUAUAAAUGCUUGGAGUGUGGAAAAGGCUUCAGUUGCAGCAGCUCCCUUACGUUACAUCAAAGAACUCACACAGGAGAAAAACCGUAUACAUGUUCGGAGUGUGGAAAAAGCUUCAGUGUCAGUGGUAGCCGUACUAGACACCAAAGAACUCAUACAGGGAGGAAAUCUUAGAAAUGUUUGGCCUU
This is a messenger RNA of Lacerta agilis (Sand lizard), 2687 nucleotides long. Its product is annotated as zinc finger protein 850-like. Lineage: Eukaryota; Metazoa; Chordata; Lepidosauria; Squamata; Lacertidae. Gene Ontology annotation, molecular function: DNA-binding transcription repressor activity, RNA polymerase II-specific. Gene Ontology annotation, biological process: negative regulation of transcription by RNA polymerase II. The record is from RefSeq and is a predicted model, not a curated record. The annotation marks the transcript as partial. The transcript has 7 exons.